Molecule: messenger RNA, 3265 nt
Organism: Salvia hispanica
Lineage: Eukaryota; Viridiplantae; Streptophyta; Magnoliopsida; Lamiales; Lamiaceae
Product: Glycosyl hydrolase family 38 protein
Biological process (GO): mannose metabolic process
Molecular function (GO): alpha-mannosidase activity; carbohydrate binding
Source: RefSeq, a predicted model, not a curated record
UAGUCCAAGUUCUCAGUCUACACACACACACACACACACAGUCGUCCCUCCCUUUCUUGAAAGAGAAAUUCAGCAGUAGACAGCAACAGCAAUCGAUUGUUUCUUUGCGAUCACGUGAAGAAAUCCUUGUUUAUUUAUGAUUACAAUCAUCAAUUGAACUCUCAGUCACACUCCAUGGAGCUCCACACCCUCUUCCUCAUCGCAAUUCUCGCCGGGAUAUUCCUCCCGGCGCCGCUCAACUCCGCCUACGUAGCUUACAACACCUCCGCCGGCGUGGUGCCCGGCAAGAUCAACGUCCACUUGGUGCCGCACUCCCACGACGACGUCGGGUGGCUCAAGACCGUCGAUCAGUACUACGCCGGCGCCAACAAUUCCAUUCGGGGAGCUUGUGUUCAGAACGUAUUGGAUUCUGUCAUCUCUGCGUUGUUGGAUGACACCAAUCGGAGGUUCAUCUAUGUCGAGAUGGCUUUCUUCGAGAGGUGGUGGAGGCAGCAGAGUGAUGCUCUCAAGGCCAAAGUCAAACGCCUCGUUGAUUCCGGUCAACUUGAAUUUAUAAAUGGAGGAAUGUGUAUGCAUGAUGAGGCAACCCCUCACUACGUUGACUUGAUUGAUCAGACAACUCUGGGGCACCGCUUCAUUCUUGAUGAAUUUGGCCAGAAACCAAGAGUUGGCUGGCAGAUAGAUCCUUUUGGCCAUUCUGCUGUUCAGGGCUAUUUGCUUGCUGCAGAGCUGGGCUUUGACUCCCUGUUUUUUGCUCGAAUUGAUUACCAAGAUAGAGCCAAAAGGAUAAGCACCAAAACUCUUGAGGUUAUAUGGAAGGCCUCAAGGUCCCUUGGUUCAACUUCUCAGAUAUUCACUGGGAUAUUCCCUGUACAUUAUGAGCCUCCGGAUGGGUUUAAUUUUGAAAUAAAUGAUGUCUCUGAUCCCAUUCAGGACGAUCCUCUUCUUUUUGAUUAUAAUGUGCAGCAGCGAGUGAAUGAUUUUGUGGCAGCUGCAUUAGCCCAGGCAAAUGUGACCAGGACAAAUCACAUAAUGUGGACUAUGGGUACUGAUUUCCGUUACCAAUAUGCAGUUUCUUGGUUCAGACAGAUGGAUAAGUUCAUUCAUUAUGUCAACCUGGAUGGGCGUGUCAAUGCUCUAUAUUCUACACCAUCCAUCUACACUGAUGCAGUAUUCGCUGCAAACAAGAAAUGGCCUCUUAAAACUGGAGACUUUUUCCCGUAUGCUGAUAGGGAGAAUGCAUACUGGACAGGCUACUUUACCAGUAGGCCAGGCUUCAAAGGAUACGUGAGAUCUCUAAGUGGUUACUAUUUGGCAGCAAGGCAGUUGGAAUUCUUCCAAGGCAGAUAUAGCACUGGACCAAACACAGAUGCAUUGGCUGAUGCUUUGGCUUUAGCUCAGCAUCAUGAUGCAGUUAGUGGGACGCAAAGGCAGCAUGUAGCUGCUGAUUAUGCUUUGCGGCUUUCAAUUGGCCAUAAAGAGGCGGAGAAAGUGGUUGCAUCAUCAUUGGCUGCACUAACUAGCUCAAGAUUGAAUUCAGACCCUAAAUUUCAACAGUGUCCUCUGCUCAACAUAAGUUAUUGCCCUCCAUCAGAAGCUAAUUUCACCAAUGGGAAAAGCUUGGUUGUAGUAGCAUACAAUUCUCUAGGAUGGAAAAGAGAGGACGUCAUCCGCAUUCCUGUUUCUUCUGAAAAUUUAGUUGUUCGAGAUUCUGCUGGAAAAAAGAUUGAAUCUCAGCUGCUUCCUAUUUCCAACAUCUCUUUGCUGACAACAGAAUAUCUUGUCAAGGCAUAUUUGGGGAUAUCAGCCCGUGGCUCAGCUAGAUAUUGGCUUGCCUUUUCAGCGUCUGUGCCACCUCUUGGUUUCAGCACCUAUGUUGUCUCUAGUGCAAAAUCAACUGAAUCCAGAUCCUUCGUCUCAACGGUCUAUACUUCAGAAGAAGGUAGUGUUGAAAAUCUUGAAGUUGGUCAAGGAAAUUUGAAGCUACUCUACUCAGCAAAUGAAGGAAGACUCACACAUUAUGCUAACAAAAGAAAUUUGGUGACUACACUUCCUGAGCUUUCAUAUAGUUACUACAGAGGUUAUAAUGGUACUGACAGAGUUUUCCAGGCUUCUGGCGCUUAUGUUUUCCGUCCAAAUGGUACAUUCCCCAUUGAACCUAAAGCCCAGGUUCCUUUGGCUGUUAUUCGUGGCCCAUUACUGGAUGAAGUGCAUCAGCAGCUUAAUACAUGGUUAUAUCAGGUUACCAGGGUCUACAAAGAUAAGGAACAUGCUGAAGUUGAGUUUACUAUUGGGCCUAUACCUGUGGAUGACGGGUAUGGAAAGGAAAUAGUAACUAAAAUCAGCACAGCCUUGAGUAGCAACAAGACUUUUUAUACAGAUUCCAACGGGCGCGACUUCAUUAAAAGGAUUCGAGAUUAUAGAGCUGAUUGGGACCUGGAUGUACACCAGCCAGUCGCUGGCAAUUAUUAUCCUAUAAAUCUUGGAAUCUAUCUGGCGGAUGAAACUAGGGAACUUUCUGUAUUAGUGGACCGUGCAGUUGGUGGAUCAAGCUUGGUGGAUGGUCAAAUAGAAUUGAUGCUUCAUAGACGGCUGAUCAAUGAUGACACUCGAGGUGUUGGUGAGGCACUAAAUGAGAAAGUUUGUGUUCUUGACGAUUGCAAGGGUUUAACGGUUCGAGGGAAGUUCUAUUUCAGAAUUGAUCCGCUUGGAGAAGGAGCAAAGUGGCGCCGCACAUUGGGACAAGAGAUAUAUUCCCCACUACUUUUAGCAUUUUCUGGAGAGGAGGAGGGUUAUAAUUGGAAGAGUUCCCGUAUAACCACAUUCUCGGCUAUGGAUCAAUCAUAUAGUUUGCCAAACAAUAUCGCAAUCAUAACUCUGCAGGAGCUUCAAAGUGGAAAAGUCCUCCUUCGACUGGCUCACUUAUACGAGGCUGGAGAGGAUAAAGAUUACUCAGUGGUUAGUGGUGUGGAACUGAAGAAGCUCUUUUCUGGGAAGAAGAUCAAGAAGGUGACAGAAAUGACAUUGUCGGGCAACCAAGAGAGGAAGAAGAGCAGACUCGAGUGGAAGGUGGAAGACAAAGACGAAGACGAAGAAAAAGUGGUGAGAGGUGGGGGUGUGGAUCCUGUCAAGCUUGUGGUGGAACUUGCUCCCAUGGAGAUUCGGACAUUCAUCAUCGACUUCGAUUACCAAAAAAAGGUGUAUCUUCUGUAAAAUAAAACAUUUGUAAGCACGUGAAAUGAGCAAGACCAUAUCGUUCAUUCCA